AAGAUGCAAUGUGUUGAAUAGGGAAUGUGGCUUCACUGAAAAGAGUGGAGAAUAUAAUGCCGAUUGCAACUGGUCAUGAGCGCGAAGAGCUCCAAGCUGAACUCGAAGGAAAAAACAUUCUGGAAAUUAACUAUCCCUCUGGACCUUUUGGAAGAAAGGAGUCACCUUCUGUGAUCAAGUCUUUCUAUGAUAAAAGAAUUGUGGGAUGCCCUGGAGCUGAAGGGGAGGAUGAACACGAUGUUGUCUGGUUUUGGCUAGAGAAAGGCAAGCCACAUGAAUGCCCAGUAUGUUCACAGUACUUUGUGUUGGAUGUCGUAGGCCCGGGUGGACCCCCUGAUGGACUUGGUGAAGAUGAGGAUCAUCAUCACUGAUUAUAAUUGGCAAUUUACCUGCUAAAAUAUAAUCUGGGCACGUGAUGAGAGAUUAUACACUUCAGCUCAUGGACUCAAAAGCUUUGAUUUUUUGCUUGCCGUUGUUAGCUCUGUUGUUUUAUGGUUGCUAUGGCAGCAGCAGAAUCUGUUAACCUUUCUCGAUGGUAUUUUGGAUUUUAAACACAGGCUCAAACUUCUAGCCUUCUUUUUUUCUGCAUACCAAAAUAAUUGAUGACUACCUCCCAUUCUUUGUAAUCACUCUUGCCUAUCAGCGAACACAUGGAUCUUCGUACAUUCUUGUUCUUAAAUUCGUUCUUAUUUAUCACCGGUGAAACAUAUUCGUUCUA
Olea europaea var. sylvestris is the source of this 718-nucleotide messenger RNA. RefSeq names its product cytochrome c oxidase subunit 5b-1, mitochondrial-like. Gene Ontology annotation, cellular component: mitochondrial envelope. The record is from RefSeq and is a predicted model, not a curated record. NCBI's taxonomy places the organism in Eukaryota, Viridiplantae, Streptophyta, Magnoliopsida, Lamiales, Oleaceae. The transcript is spliced from 5 exons. Gene Ontology annotation, biological process: mitochondrial electron transport, cytochrome c to oxygen. The coding region runs from base 57 to 371 and encodes 104 amino acids.